AUGGUUGGUAACCAAGAGAAAGAAGUUGAACGAGACCUCGUUCCAUGUAGCGUCCUGGUGGUUGGUUCAUCAAACACCGACUAUGUGUUAUCGGGACUGAAUCGGCUUCCUCAGCUCGGAGAAACGGUGCUUGUACAAGGAGCUAACGUAAGUUUCCGAACCGCGGCCGGAGGAAAGUCGGCGAACGCCGCUGUCGCUGCGAGCCGGUUCUUUGCAGGUGAAGCUCAGGGCUCCGUCAGCCUCAUCACCAGUGUAGGCGAGGACGAGAACGGUCGCAACGCCCUGCAGAACUAUGAGCGCGAAGGCAUCUUUGCGGCUCUGAGUAAGCGCUCUCCUAGUGAGGCUUCCGGAAUAGCGCUCAUUCUCUUAUUGAGCUCCGGCGAGAACGCUAUUCUCGUGGCUCCUGGGGCGAACGCGAACCUUCGACCGAUGGACUUUGAAGCCACAGCAGUGGACGGGCACGGAGAGGCACGCCUCGCAGAACUACGCGCUGCUUCAGUCGUCUUGAUGCAGUUGGAAAUACCCUAUGAAACCGUUCGAUGGGUGGCGGAUGCGUUGUAUGCACCACCGCUUCCCCGACAAGGGCCAGUGCUGAUCGUGAACCUGGCGCCGAUGGGAUGCGAGUUAACAGAGCCAAUGCUCCAGGAGCUCUUCUUCUAUGGCCCUAUUAUCGUUGUGAAUGAAGUAGAAUGUGGCCAGUUGCUGCGUAUCCUUUGGGCAAACAGUACGGAGGUACUGGAAGAAACGCUGGAAACUGCAGCGCACGACGACUGGCGAACGUGCCUGACGGGCUUGAUGGAGCGCGCACCCGCGUUGGCUGCCAUAAUCCUCACUCGGGGUGCUGCCGGCGCCUGUGCAGUGCACCGUUUCGGGACGGCGUCUGGAACUGGGUCGACACUUCAGUGGAUUCAGGUGGCGGCAGUACUAAGCGUUGGUUCUGCAUCAGUCGUCGAUACCACUGGGGCAGGUGAUUGUUUCUGUGGAUAUUUGGCAGCAGCGCUGGCGCAAAUCCUCUACAGACGCUCAGCUCAUGCCUCGCGCCAUGCAGAGUCGGCAACUGCUUCGCGGAACUUGAGUUUAGAUGAUGCUGAUUUUUCGAGAGCGCUGCGCUACGCAACAGCAGCAGCGACGCUAUCUGUGACUCGAAAAGGCGCACAGGAGAGCUACCCCAUGCGACAAGAGGUAGAGCGAUUUCUGCGGCUCUGGAAAGACUGA
This is a messenger RNA of Cyanidioschyzon merolae strain 10D, 1215 nucleotides long. Its product is annotated as probable ribokinase. NCBI's taxonomy places the organism in Eukaryota, Rhodophyta, Bangiophyceae, Cyanidiales, Cyanidiaceae. Gene Ontology annotation, molecular function: ribokinase activity. The coding region runs from base 1 to 1215 and encodes 404 amino acids. The transcript has a single exon. The record is from RefSeq and is a predicted model, not a curated record. Gene Ontology annotation, biological process: D-ribose metabolic process.